AUGGGGGAGAUAGCUUGGAUGAUUAGAAGCAUAUUAAAUGGAGAUUUCGUUCAAGCAACUUACUGCGCCCCUUGCGCUACGCUUUGUUUCCUGGGCACCGUCAAGACUUACUAUCGAAUAAAAUGCUGUGAUGUAAUUGAAGCAGUGUUUACCAAGUCUUCUCUAUUUAACUUCAUGGCGAGCAGCCUGCUGCUCUGCCUAUCCGGGUUUAAUAUCAUGGCUUAUGAGGACUUAGCUAUGCUCAGUAAUUUCCUCAGUUUCCUGUUUAUUUGCUUGCUGCAAAUAUACCUUAUGUGCGAUUACGGCGAUAAAGUUUCACGAGCUAGCAUGGAUUUAAGUGCUGCAGUCUAUAACAGUCAGUGGUAUAACAUUGAUGCGAAAGCAGCCAAGAAUUUACUUAUCAUUUUGACCAGGGCACAAAAACCUUGCAAGCUGACUGCUUGUAAAUUUGCCGAAAUAAAUUUAGGAGCGUUCACACGGAUAUUAAGCUCAUCUUGGUCUUAUUUCGCCCUGUUGAAAUCGAUGUACAGCAGAAACAGUACACUGGAGAGUACAGGAAAACAGUGAGCAUUAACACUGGAGAGUACAGGACAACAACUAAUCACGUC
Leguminivora glycinivorella is the source of this 608-nucleotide messenger RNA. It is a transcript of the gene Or-25, whose product is annotated as odorant receptor 85b-like. Gene Ontology annotation, biological process: detection of chemical stimulus involved in sensory perception of smell; sensory perception of smell. The transcript has 6 exons. The coding region runs from base 1 to 567 and encodes 188 amino acids. The record is from RefSeq and is a predicted model, not a curated record. NCBI's taxonomy places the organism in Eukaryota, Metazoa, Arthropoda, Insecta, Lepidoptera, Tortricidae. Gene Ontology annotation, cellular component: plasma membrane. Gene Ontology annotation, molecular function: olfactory receptor activity; odorant binding.